This is a messenger RNA of Myotis myotis, 2583 nucleotides long. It is a transcript of the gene ZNF821, whose product is annotated as zinc finger protein 821. The record is from RefSeq and is a predicted model, not a curated record. Gene Ontology annotation, biological process: regulation of transcription by RNA polymerase II. Gene Ontology annotation, molecular function: RNA polymerase II cis-regulatory region sequence-specific DNA binding; DNA-binding transcription factor activity. Lineage: Eukaryota; Metazoa; Chordata; Mammalia; Chiroptera; Vespertilionidae. The transcript is spliced from 7 exons. Bases 1025 to 2263 code for a protein of 412 amino acids.
AGGCUCGUGCACGCGCCUCGCUCGCUGCGGUGCGCGAGCAGCGCGCUCCCGCCGCCCGCGUCGCCAUCUUUUCCCCCUCCGUCCGUCUGUCUGCCGUUGGCUUUGUCCGUCUGCAGCGCCGCCCCUCGGCUCACCGCCCUCGGCUUGGCCCGCAGCUGCCCUCCGCCUGCCGGGGCCCGGUCCCGGAGAGCCCGGCCUGGCCAGCCCGAGCUGCAGCCCGGGGCCCAUUGUCCGGCGGUCCGUCUGUCCGGAGGCGGGGCCCAGGGACCCGGAGCGCUGCGCAGCGCCGAGGCGCCGGGUAAAGAGACCCCCGACUCCUUCCCUCCGGGGCCGGGCUGAGGAUGCGGGUCACCGGCCGUCGGUCUUUUGUCUGUCCGCGUCUGGGGAGGGAAGCGGGGGCUCGCUCCGGCCUGGGGGGCGGGGGCAGCCCAGGCUCCGACCCAGCCCCCUGCCCAGGUUUCCCGGGACGCGGCGGGUCCCGGCCAGCUCCCCUGCGGUCACUCCUCCUUCCGCCCCUUUGGCGCGGGAGGGACGCCGGUGCAGCCGCCCGCCCCGCGUGGGCCCGGGUCGGGCUCGGCCGGGAGCAGCCGGGACGGCCCCGGCGUCUGACAGGCGGGAGGCGCAGGGGGAGGGAGGAUGGGCGUGGGAGGGAGGGCAGACCCGGGGAUCGGUCCGCGUCGCCGUCUCCCGGGAAGGCGUCUAAAUUUAGCCGGCGGAGAAGACGGUGCUGUCUGCGGGCUUUCGGCGGCUGGUUGCCGGGAGUCCGCCCGGCCCGAACUGCAAGAAGCCAGGGGGACCCUCUCGGCGGAUGGCGCACACGCCCCGCACCGAACCCAAGUGAGGCGGCGACGCGAUCGGCUUUCUCGUGCUCUCCUUUUUGGCAGAUACAGGUCGCUGAGAUUCAGACGAGUGUACUUUCCUCCGUGGGAACCGCACCAGAGCUGGAGGUCAGCACCCUGCAAGGAGGUAGUGACAUAUCCAGUUGUGAAACUGGGAAAGGCCAGAGCUCUUGGAUCAGGGAAACAUGUCCCGUCGGAAACAGACAAAUCCAAAUAAAGUUCACUGGGAUCAAGUAUUUGCUGGGCUAGAAGAGCAAGCCCGCCAGGCGAUGAUGAAAACUGAUUUUCCUGGAGACCUUGACGGUCAACGACAAGCUAUCCAACAACUAAGAGAUCAGGACUCCAGUAGCAGUGACAGUGAGGGUGAUGAAGAGGAGACCACACAAGAUGAAGUCUCUUCCCACACAUCUGAGGAAGAUGGAGGGGUGGUCAAAGUGGAAAAAGAGUUAGAAAAUGCAGAGCAGCCUGUUGGUGGGAACGAAGUGGUAGAGCAUGAGGUCACAGAGAAUUUGAAUACCGACCCCUUACUUGGACUCUGCCAGUGUCCCCUCUGCCAACUAGACUGUGGGAGUCGGGAGCAGCUGAUUGCUCACGUGUACCAGCACACUGCAGCAGUUGUGAGUGCCAAGAGCUAUAUGUGUCCUGUCUGUGGCCGGGCCCUUAGCUCCCCAGGGUCAUUGGGUCGCCACCUCCUCAUCCACUCGGAGGACCAGCGGUCUAACUGUGCUGUGUGUGGAGCCCGUUUCACCAGCCACGCCACGUUUAACAGUGAGAAACUUCCUGAAGUACUUAAUAUGGAAUCCCUACCCCCAGCCCACAGUGAGGGCCCCUCCAGUGCCGAGGGGAAGGACAUUGCCUUUAGUCCUCCAGUUUACCCCGCUGGAAUUCUGCUUGUGUGCAACAACUGUGCUGCCUACCGUAAGCUACUGGAAGCCCAGACCCCCAGCGUACGCAAGUGGGCCCUCCGUCGACAGAACGAGCCUUUGGAAGUAAGGUUGCAGCGGCUGGAACGAGAGCGCACAGCCAAGAAGAGCCGGCGGGACAAUGAGACCCCCGAGGAGCGGGAGGUAAGGCGCAUGAGGGACCGCGAGGCCAAGCGCCUGCAGCGCAUGCAGGAGACAGAUGAGCAGCGGGCACGCCGGCUGCAGCGGGAUCGGGAGGCCAUGAGGCUCAAGCGGGCCAAUGAAACCCCGGAGAAGCGGCAGGCCCGGCUCAUUCGGGAGCGGGAGGCCAAGCGGCUCAAGAGGAGGCUGGAGAAGAUGGACAUGAUGUUGCGAGCUCAGUUUGGCCAGGACCCUUCUGCCAUGGCAGCUUUAGCAGCCGAAAUGAACUUCUUCCAGCUACCUGUGAGUGGGGUAGAGUUGGACAGCCAGCUCCUGGGCAAGAUGGCCUUUGAGGAGCAGAAUAGCAGCUCUCUGCACUGAACCACAAACACCUUCCUGCCUGCCCUCCUGCUCACCCGCCCACCCAAGCCCACAGGGACCAGUGCUGCAGCCACCCACAGGGCCCUGUCCUUACUGCCAGAGGCAGGCCCUGGUUUGUUGCAGAUGGACCUGUGCACUCCUUGCAUGUCGGAGCAGGAUGAUGGGGUCAGCAGGAAACCAACUCAAGGCUGGACAAGGGAGCAGGCACUCCACAGAACUGGGCUCCCCAGCCCACUGCUGCAGGGCAUGCUGUAGGACUGUGGGGCCCCAGGUGGCCCAUGGAGUUGUAAGGGCAAAUAAAUUAAUUUUAUCUUUAUUGG